Messenger RNA from Engraulis encrasicolus (European anchovy), 1669 nucleotides. Its product is annotated as serine/threonine-protein kinase pim-1-like. The transcript is spliced from 8 exons. Gene Ontology annotation, molecular function: protein serine/threonine kinase activity; ATP binding. Gene Ontology annotation, cellular component: cytoplasm. The record is from RefSeq and is a predicted model, not a curated record. Bases 67 to 1233 code for a protein of 388 amino acids. Gene Ontology annotation, biological process: protein autophosphorylation; regulation of mitotic cell cycle; negative regulation of apoptotic process. Lineage: Eukaryota; Metazoa; Chordata; Actinopteri; Clupeiformes; Engraulidae.
CAGAUUUAAAGCAACACGCUCAUUUCAAUACUCCCAGUUUUCACAUUGGUUUACGAUUUUAUUGUCAUGCCAGCUCGGAAACGUCUAAAAACGUACCCAGCCACACCCCAGCGGACAUGCCACCAGAGGUUACCCCAUAGCCAUCCCCAAAGUGAGGUAUUCUUGGGGCGAUCUUCUGCUGGAGUCUCUGGCCAGGCAAACCAGGAAGCCCCUCCUGCGAACCAAGACAGAGGCAGCAGGAAGAGGCCUAGGUGCAACAGCAACAGCAACACAACAGUGUCCGCACCCACCACCAGCAACAGCACCAGGCCAAGCUCUGCCGUCUCCUCAAAGAGGAAGAGGGACAGCACCACUGAUUCAGUAAAGAGCCCUUCUUUUGAGGACCUAGAGGAUGAGGUGUCCAAGAAGAUUUGCGCUGAAACCCCUGAAGGCACUUUCACCUUCAAGUACUCUGUGGGAGAGCAGCUUGGCUCCGGUGGAUAUGGUUCAGUGUACGAAGGCACCAGGAAGUCUGAUGGAGAACAGGUGGCCAUAAAGUACAUAUUGAAGCGGAGGGCACCGAAAUAUAUCACAAUGCCUGAUGGCAAGAAGCUGCCUUUGGAGGUGGCCUUGAUGACUCUGGUGUCCCAGCCCGAGGCGUGCCCUAACAUCGUGCAACUGCUGGACUGGUACGACUGCGGCAAGUUCUUCAUCCUGGUCCUGGAGCGCCCCAGUCUGUACAUCGACCUGUUUGACGCCUGCCUGAUGAUAACUGGCUACAUACUCGCAGAGGACGUGGUGCAGAAGCUCAUGAGGCAGCUCGUCCACGCCCUCAUCCACUGUCGCGACCACGGCGUGUUUCACCGCGACGUGAAACAAGAAAACAUCCUGGUCAACCUGGAUGAUUGGACUCUGAAGCUGAUAGACUUUGGUUGUGGUGACCUUCUGAAAGAGGACUACAGAGGGCUGUGCGGUACCGAGAGGUUUAUCCCACCCGAGAUGUUUCAGCACAGACGCUACAAGGCGGCCCCGACUACCACAUGGUCACUGGGCGUGCUGCUCUUUGAGCUGGUCUCUGGUAACGUGGCCUUUCACAACAGCGAAGAAACCGUGUCUCACCAGCCGGAGUUUCCAGAGCAUCUGUCUGAAGCAUGUAAGGACCUCAUCAGCUGGUGCUUGAGGAAGGAGCCAGAGGAAAGACCCACUCUGGAGGGCAUACUGACGCAUGAGUGGAUGACCACCAAUCGCUCGUAAAUGACCACAGGGAGGAGAGACAGCAGGCAGGCAUCAUCAGUACAGACAGGCCACAGGGAGAGAUCCAAAAUGCCACAGAGAGGAAGUGGGUGUGGGAGUACAGGACAAGUGCUUUCUCUCCCCCAGCCUCCACUGUGCAUUGGCCGAGUUGUACCAACACACUCAGUGGGCUUCCCACUCUGUUGAUGCUCUCCCCUGCAAAGACUCUCCUGUCUGUGACUUGCAUUGGGACACUGAUGUAUUUACCAUCCUCAAGUUCCGUUUCUCAUUGUCCUGAACAACCUUCCCAAUUGAAAGACCUACAACGUGACAUCAGCCUGCUACUUGUGUCCCAUAAGAACUCAGCUCUUCUGCACCCUACAUGAUGUCCCUGUGCUCAGGCACCAUCUUCUUCAGCACUGGGGCUUAAUUAAAAUACACCUGAGCUGCUAAAUGA